AGGUCAACCUUAUACUUUAGCUAGUGAUAUAUAUAGUUUUUCUAUAAUUAUGUGGGAAUUAAUAUUUGGAGUUCCUCCAUUUGAUAAUAAAGCUCAUGAUUUUCAACUUAGUUUAGAUAUUUGCAAAGGUAGACAUCUCAAAAUUAUUAAAAAUAUUUCACAAUGUUAUAUAGAUUUAAUGAAAAAAUGUUGGGAUAUGGAUCCAUUAAAAAGACCAACUGCAUCAGAAAUUAAAAAUAUUAUUAAAAAUUGGAUUGAAAAUAUUCUGAAAAAAAAAUUUUGA
Funneliformis geosporum is the source of this 283-nucleotide messenger RNA. The record is from the annotation of a GenBank genome assembly. Lineage: Eukaryota; Fungi; Glomeromycota; Glomeromycetes; Glomerales; Glomeraceae.